CAUAAAUACUGAUCCAGACAUUCGUUCCACUUGCAGACUGCUCUAUCUGUACUUGCUAUUGGAUAUGAGCGGCGUGGCGGCGCUGAGUCUUUCUCUGAUCUUCACCUUGCUCAUGGUGGCCUCUGCCGAGCACGACUACGGCCAAGCUCUCAGCAAGAGCAUUCUGUUCUUCGAGGCGCAGAGGUCGGGCUACCUGCCCGCCGACCAGAGGGUGGAUUGGAGAGGAAACUCCGGCCUGCAUGACGGAAUGGCCAACGGAGUUGACCUCGUCGGAGGGUACUAUGACGCCGGAGACAAUGUGAAGUUCGGCCUUCCAAUGGCAUUCACCGUCACCAUGAUAGCCUGGGGUGUGGCUGAAUACGGCAGGCAGAUGGAGACGAGUGGGGAGCUGGGGCACGCCAUGGAGGCCAUCAAGUGGGGCACCGACUACCUCCUCAAAGCCCACCCGCAGCCCUUCGUCCUCUACGGCGAAGUGGGCGAUGGAAACACAGACCACCACUGCUGGCAGCGGCCUGAGGACAUGACGACGAGUCGGCUGGCCUACCGCAUCGACGCCAACCGCCCCGGAUCGGACCUCGCCGGCGAGACUGCAGCGGCGAUGGCAGCAGCUUCCAUGGUCUUCCUGCGCUCGAACCCCGCCUAUUCCCGCCGUCUUCUCAGCCACGCACGACAACUCUUCGAGUUCGCAGAUAAGUACAGGGGGAAGUACGACCACAGCAUCCUCGUGGCGCAGAACUACUACGGAUCCUUCAGCGGAUACGAGUAUGAACUGCUGUGGGCGGCGGCGUGGCUGUACCAUUCCACGCAGGAGCAGCAGUAUUUGGACUACAUAGCGAGCAAUGGCGACGCGCUCGGCGGGACGGAAUGGGACGCGACGGAGUUUGGUUGGGACGUUAAAUACGCAGGCGUUCAAGUCCUCGCCGCCAAGUUCUUUCUACAAGGCCGGGCAGCUCAACCGGCGCCGGUUCUGGAGAGGUACCAGCAGAAGGCCGAAUCCUUCAUGUGCUCCUGCAUCGGCAGAGGAACAAACAACGUGCAGAGGACGCCCGGAGGACUCCUGUUCCAUCAGUCCUGGAAUAACUUGCAGUUCGUCACGGGCGCCGCCUUCCUGCUCACCGUCUACUCUGACUACCUCUCCUCCGCCGGCCGGAGUGCGGCCUGCGCUUCGGGAGCCACCUCUCCGGCUGAGCUUCUCAGUUUCGCCAAGUCUCAGGUGGAUUACAUCCUCGGAGACAACCCGAGAGGCACCAGCUACAUGGUAGGCUACGGCGACACUUUCCCUCGGAAAGUUCAUCACCGCGGUUCGUCGAUCGUGUCCAUCAAGGUUAGUCCUGCAACCGUGAGCUGCAGGGAAGGCUACGACACAUGGUUUGCCCGGAAGCAGAGCAAUCCCAACGUACUGGUCGGCGCAAUCGUGGGCGGCCCGGACGCCGAUGACAAUUUCGUGGACGAGAGGUAUAACUAUGAUCAAACGGAGCCGACGACCUACAACAACGCGCCGAUUCUCGGUGUGUUGGCUCGCCUUCACGGCGGCCAUGGCGGAUACAACCAGCUCCUCUCGGGCGCUGUCCCUCUCCCAAGCAUGCCCGUCGGGAGGAAACCAUCUUCCCAGGCGUUUGCGAUCGAGCAAAGGCAGACGACGUCAUGGAACUACAGGGGAAAGACUUACUACAGAUACGCCGCGGUGGUGACGAACAAGUCGGCGAGGACUGCGGUGGAACUGAAGCUCUCUGUAUCACAACUCUACGGCCCUAUUUGGGGACUCGCGAACUCCGGCGACAAGUACACGUUCCCGGAAUGGCUGAGCUCCCUUCCUGGGGGGGAAAGCUUCGACUUCGUCUACAUCCAAGCUGCUCCUCCGGCGGUCGUCACCGUCGCAGGCUACAAGUUGAUUCAGUGAGGGAUGAUAUAUGAAUUUUGGAGAGUUGAAGAGUGAAAGAGAGUUCAUAAAAUGCUCCUCCUCUUUUCUUCCUCCUCAGAUAGUUCGAUUGAAAUACAAGUGUUGAGAGAAAGAGAUGUUCUGUUGGAACGUGCUGCGUUCUUCGUGAUAUCUCUAGCUGAUAUUGUGUCUAAGGCGGGCCCUAUCAUUUAGAAUAAGAGAAAAUUUGACCG
Messenger RNA from Zingiber officinale, 2112 nucleotides. Its product is annotated as endoglucanase 6-like. The record is from RefSeq and is a predicted model, not a curated record. The transcript is spliced from 7 exons. Gene Ontology annotation, molecular function: hydrolase activity, hydrolyzing O-glycosyl compounds; carbohydrate binding. Gene Ontology annotation, biological process: carbohydrate metabolic process. NCBI's taxonomy places the organism in Eukaryota, Viridiplantae, Streptophyta, Magnoliopsida, Zingiberales, Zingiberaceae. Bases 65 to 1900 code for a protein of 611 amino acids.